AUGCAUCCUUCUGCGCCCAGUGGCGCGAUGAAUGUUUCUGGCGGACUAAGUCCCCGCGACUGGGGAUCAGUCCUUCAUGGUGGGUCUGUGGUGGUCAGCAGCACGGGCAUCAACUCCGUCAUCAACACACGCCAUGCCGCAGGCGGGUCUAUGGUCUCUUCCAGCUCCUGCAGUUCCUACCCGACUGGGGCGUUGCAAACUCCCGAGCUUCUGGACAGCACCCGCGAUUUGAUCGUCUUCAGCGAUGCCAUCACGCGUCAUUUCCACGUGGUCAUGAGCUGCCUCGCGCAGAACGACCAGGAUUUGCGAACUGGUGCCGACAUGGUUCACGUCCUGGUUGUUGGCUUAGUCGGUGCAGCACAGGUGGUGGCCUCGAAUCUCUCUUCAACCGCCUGCAAUGCUCUGGAUAAGCUUCCAACGCUUCUUUGGGCGGUUCGAGGCCACGAAAGUGCAGAUUUGGGUCCCUGCAUUUUGGAGCUCCACGAGAGCCUGGCCAGUCUCCGUAAGGAGGCACAGGGAGUACGAACUGACUACAUCGAUCUGCUGAAGCAGGUACAGUAUCUGGGGCACUGCACACAGGUUACGAUGGACCUGGUCAUCAUCAGCUCAUUACCCGAGCCGGCGCAAGACGAGAAUGGCAGUCUCGAGUGCCCAGUCGACCUCUGCUCGCAGCUUACCGAAGCGCAGACAGAGUCGAAGAAGUACCUGGAAUUAACACUCAUCCAUCUGGAUAGCAUGUGCCAGAUUUUGGAGGAGUGCUCUGAUUUCUGGUUGAUGUUGCACAAUGCAGAACUGAAGCUCCGAAAACUCGAGAAGGAGUCCAAAGCCUUCUGCGAGGAUCGGGGCACCGAGCCCCUUCUGAGUAUACACCGUUUGAGCGGAGGGAAAGCAGCUUUGCAAAGCUUCUGCGAGCACGUGCGGUCCUUCUGUGGCGUGUACUCCGGGAUCCCGACAACUAGCUCUGAACUGCCAAAGGUAGCCCGGGCUAACUACGGUUUCAGGGCUUAG
This is a messenger RNA of Symbiodinium sp. CCMP2592, 1008 nucleotides long. The record is from the annotation of a GenBank genome assembly. Lineage: Eukaryota; Dinophyceae; Suessiales; Symbiodiniaceae.